Molecule: messenger RNA, 3273 nt
Organism: Lentinula edodes (shiitake mushroom)
Lineage: Eukaryota; Fungi; Basidiomycota; Agaricomycetes; Agaricales; Omphalotaceae
Product: actin interacting protein 3-domain-containing protein
Exons: 4
Coding region: 220-3078 (952 amino acids)
Biological process (GO): establishment of cell polarity
Cellular component (GO): cell tip; cytoplasm
Molecular function (GO): cytoskeletal regulatory protein binding
Source: RefSeq, a predicted model, not a curated record
UGAACGUUUGAACCUUCAGAAGAUUUGAGUGCAAGUAAAUUUUGGAAAUUCAGCUUCGGCACGUCAUGCCGCGACAAAAAAUUCCCACACCCUCACAACGUUAUACUUCUCGAAUCUCUCUUGUUUAUAAACUCUGGAUCUGAGCUUUCAUGGCCGACUGAUCUAUGCUCCUCCUUAUCCCUUGUAUCUUCACCAUCCAUUUCCUACAACAUUGAAAUAAUGUCCAAUUCUUCACAAAGCAACGGCCGUCAAUCUUCAUCAUCUUCGCGCAGUACCCGGAGCGGAAAUCCUGCAGUGGAAUCAGCUGUUACUCGUCUUUUGGUGUCAAUAAAGCAGCUUCUCGAGGCGCUCACACAAUGGAGUACCCUGAGCGUCGAUGAGUCUCAAGUGAGCGACGUGUAUGUCCGUCUAGGGAACGAUUUCAAUGCUGCCGUGGCCGCUUUCGGUGCGUUCAGCAUUGAUAUGAGUGAAUUGAUGUCAGUACCAGACGAAUUGCGCAAUGUACUGGAGCAGUGUUUGGCUGAAGACGCCACUCCAGAAAACCUCGAGGUCUACCUUCCGAAUGUACGACUAAUCAUCACCGGCUUACUGCAAGGUUUGCGUAACAAACAGUCCCUCUAUCGGCAUCUCGUUUCCGACCACAAACACCGUUCUGACCAGUCUGGCGGUGAUAGAGUACAGAGUCGCUCUACACGUUCAUCCAAAUCUCAUCGGAAACAACCUUCCAAGGGACCUGCUGAAAAUGAGCGGGAUAGCAUCUCUCGUCGCAGUGCUGCAAGUUCUUCAAGUCGGAGGCGGGACACCUCUUCGAGUCAAGCUGCUGACUCUGAAGCAUCCUUUGUUGGAGGUUUUUCUCCCAUGAUUUCUGAAGCUCCUUCAAUUCCAGACCCCAACGAUCUGCCUAAUCCGUAUGAUAGUCGACAGCUCUCUUCCUCCGAUUAUCCUACUACUCGGUCCCCACCUCCACAAACUGUAUCGCCUCCGCCCCCUGCAUCCACUGUACCUGCCAACGUAAAGCGAUAUUCAUUGGUGGAUAAACCCAUACCAUCACCCCCCAGUGUCGUAGUUGUUGAACCAGCUAGUCCGGAUCCUGAACGGAAUGGCAUUCAGCAACCUCAGCCUCAAACCAAUGGAUUUCCUCCUCCACCUCCUCCACCGCCAGAUUCACCUCCACUGGAUGCCUCACAGGUACCUGCCAUGGCCAGCUCACUUGCCGCAUUACAAAAGAGUGAUGCCCUGGAGCGAAGAGCUUCUAAACGGUUUUCCACAUAUAACAUAACAAAAAUGACUGGUGCUGUUGGUCGAGACCGCUCAUUGCGGAACCAAUCCAACAGGCGCUCACUGGCAGUUUCCUCCGCCUUGACUCCGGGCGAAUUGGCUGUGUUGACUGAAGUAGACGAUGAGGAGGAGUCUUCGCCAGUUGCUUCGCUAAAGAGGGAAGGAAGUUUCAGGUCGCGCGCAGCUACUCCCGAAACCCGAAUUAGUACUCCGCCGGUACCUCCACUACCUUCAACGCCUUCGAGGACACCGGAAGCAUCACCUUCUCCUGGGUCUACUUCUGCUCAUCGAAGUGAUUCAAACAUAAAACGAGGUUCUGAUUCCAAAAUGACUGUAUUUCUCCAGCUCGGAAGGGAGGUCAAAAAGGCUUCGCUGGAACCAGGCAUUUCAUCCUCAUCUCUAAGGAUGCUGUUCGUGGACAAGUUUUCCUAUAACCCCGGACAAGAAAAUUUCCCCGCUAUAUACAUCCGCGAUCCUUCAAGCGGUGUUCAAUAUGAAUUAGAAGAUACCGAUGAAGUGAAAGAGAAGUGUCUACUGUCUCUGAACAUCGAACCACUGGAUCAAAUUAAACAACAUAUCGAUGUCCAGAUUUCCAAUCUCUCUCAGGACAUCAAGGAGCUGAGAUCUGCGGUAGCAAGCAACCAACGACAUUCCCAAAUCCCCAAUAUCGUCUCUUCACCUAUAGCAGAGAGCACACCCGCUCCAAGCCGACCUACCGAUAGGCAAUUCCAGACGGUUGCUCGACGGUUGUCCCGGUUCGUUAGCAGCGCCAAUGAAAUUUCAGCUUCCUCGGCCAGACCCGCUUCCCCCAAUCCUAUCUUGCCGCAAAUGACCGGUUCCACUCUCCAAGCUCAAAUGACAGGAGGUUCAAUUAUUUCAGAAUACUCCACUCGUGUCGUUAGCGACCUCAAGACCCAGUUUGAUGAAGUCCAGAAUCUACGACGAGAUCUGGGCAUCAUGCGUCAGCUAUAUAUAGAGUUCAUGAAACAGACAAAGGAAUCAUUAGGGACUUUGCGUACACAGACUCAAUCUGUCAAACAGCUUGCUACUGCCAACGUCGGCGGUUCCAGGGCCUUCAUCGACUCUGGCAAGCAGAAACUCGACGUGCGCACGCAGAACGUUCUUACGGAAGUCGAACGGCUACAGGACACGGUGGAAGCUUUGAAAGACGACGUUCUGAAACGACAUAUUACACCUAAAGCGCUUCAGCUCAAAGCCGUGAAGAAAGACAUGGACACUGUCGCCGUAGAAUUGGAGAGUUUAAAGGAGCAUAUCAAGACCGUAAAACCAAUGUGGAAGAAGACUUGGGCGGAGGAGCUACAGAAUAUCGUUGAAGAGCAGCAAUUCCUUACGCAUCAGGAGGAGUUCCUUGGUGACCUCUUGGAGGAUCACAAAGGAGUUUUAGAAAUUUACGGUCAUGUAGAACAGGUUAUCAAUUUGCGCAGUGCAGGCUCGGGACGACGACUCAACGGCCGUGGGUUCAAGCCGCCAGCACCAGAAGAAAGUACUCAAAGUCUGAGUAAUGUCAUGAUGGAGAUUAGGACCGCGUCUGUCGACCCGGAAAAACGGAUGAAGGCUAUUGAGGCGAGUCACAAGAACAGACAGAAAGAGCUGGCGAAUCGAGGAGACGAGAUGCUGGGGGAGCUGACAGAUUUCGUAGCGGGGAAGAAAUUGAAGAUGACAGGGGGUGCGGAGGAAGCGGAGAGAGUUCGCCAGAAGAGGAAUGAUAUGACUUUGAAGGCAAUGUUCACAGGUAGUAGUGCAGCGGAUAUUUCGCCUAUGGGUGGAGAUGUGAUCUAAGUCAGAACCAGUCGUCUGUGUGCAUUCCAUGAAAUGUGUGUACUCAUUAAAUUUUCUUUCAUUUUUCACUUUCACUUGCGGUCGGGAUGCGGGUUUCUCUUAUAUCCUCUGCAACUGCGUAUUCUAUUGCAUAUCACUUGGUUUUUUUUCGUAUGAUAGUGCUGUUAUUGUAAAAAGGCUGUUUAAUGCAUAUGU